CGGCGAGGCUGGGACCGGCCGUCCGCUGGCACCGCAACACGGGACCCCUGCCGUGCCGCUCCAGAGAUGAAGGCUCUGCCAAGCAAAGGAUGUGUCUGAGCUGCAGCAGAUAGCCUUAGAGACCUGUUGGAGGCAUCUGGGAGGAAGUAGAGCUUCUGAUGGAGAUGGCACAGUAGUCCUUACCUUGGAGGCAAGGUGAAAGAACACAGAAAAGAAGAUGGAUUGGGGAACUCUGCAGACUGUUCUGGGAGGUGUAAAUAAACACUCCACCAGCAUUGGCAAGAUAUGGCUCACAGUCCUGUUCAUCUUCCGUAUCAUGAUCCUGGUUGUGGCUGCGGAGAGAGUCUGGGGAGAUGAACAACAAGAUUUUGUCUGCAAUACACUUCAACCUGGUUGCAAGAAUGUUUGCUAUGAUCACUUUUUCCCCAUCUCUCACAUCAGACUCUGGGCCCUGCAGCUGAUCUUCGUUUCCACCCCUGCACUGCUGGUGGCCAUGCAUGUGGCUUACAGGAGGCACGAGAAGAAAAGGCAGUUCAGAAAGGGAGACCAGAAAUGCGAGUAUAAGGACAUUGAAGAGAUCAGAACCCAGAAGUUUCGUAUUGAGGGCACCCUGUGGUGGACGUACACUUGCAGCAUCUUCUUCAGAUUGGUCUUUGAAGCGGUCUUCAUGUAUGCAUUCUAUUUCAUGUAUGAUGGGUUCCGAAUGCCUCGCUUAAUGAAAUGUAGUGCUUGGCCCUGCCCCAACACAGUAGACUGCUUUGUUUCUCGACCUACUGAAAAGACAGUGUUCACUAUUUUCAUGAUUGCUGUGUCCAGCAUUUGCAUUCUUUUAAAUGUGGCUGAAUUAUGUUAUUUACUGACAAAAUUUUUUCUCAGAAGGUCUAGAAAAGCUGGAAAUCAGAAACACCACCCCAACCAUGAGAAUAAAGAAGAAACCAAACAAAAUGAAAUGAAUGAGUUAAUAUCUGAUAGCUGUCAGAACACAGUUAUAGGAUUCACAAGUAGCUAAGGUGGUGUCAGUGCUGGUAUUCACUCUGAAAAGGGUGAAUGUUCUUUGUCUAAUGGCUGCAAAUAAAAUUUGUUAUACUAAACAGCUUCUGUUGGGGAAGAUUUAGAUGUGUAGUGACAGGUGUCAGCUAUGCACCUGUUGAGGAAAAAAAAAAGGCAGCUUAAACAUUUGA
This is a messenger RNA of Lagopus leucura (white-tailed ptarmigan), 1181 nucleotides long. RefSeq names its product gap junction beta-6 protein-like. Gene Ontology annotation, biological process: cell communication. The record is from RefSeq and is a predicted model, not a curated record. NCBI's taxonomy places the organism in Eukaryota, Metazoa, Chordata, Aves, Galliformes, Phasianidae. The transcript has 3 exons. The coding region runs from base 218 to 1009 and encodes 263 amino acids. Gene Ontology annotation, cellular component: connexin complex.